UAACAUUUUCAUACAAGAUUUUAACCUUUUUUGCCGCUUCUGCUUUGACUGCGCGGGGGGCAUCAACCAUGUCGACCUUAGCGGGAUGCCAGUUCUCGGCAGGGAGGCUGACUGCAGAGAUGAACGCUUCGCGCGUCUUUGCAUCAAGUUCAUGCUAUCAGAUUCCAACAAACCUUAGGCGAUCGAUCGCAGCCUCCGGCCCCGCCUCCCCCUUGCCCUCCUCCCACCCACUCCUCUCCCCCCAUCGAGGAUAUCGCCGUGUUGCUGCCCACUUCAAGCCCUCCUCCUCUUCUUCCCCCGUCUCCGGCAGCAGCGACGUCAGCAGCCCCGCCGGCGUCAGCAGUAUCAGCAGCACCGGCGCAUCCGCAGAGCUGCCCAUUCUGUCCCCCCUUCCCUCCUCCGCCCCCGGUCCCGCCCCGGGUAAUGAGGCCCCGCUGGGUCCGGUGCUGCUGGCGGUGGCGGUGGCGUGUGCGGGGAGCUUCGCCUUCGGAUUCAACUUGUCGGUCAUCAAUGGACCGUUGGAGACCAUUGCGGGGGAUCUGGGCAUUGCGGGGAACAAGGCGCUCAUGGGGCUGGUGGUGAGCAGCACGCUGGCGGGUGCGGCGCUGGGCAGUCUGGCGGGCGGCGGUGUGGCGGACAGUUUGGGGCGCAGGAUGUCCUUUCUGCUGGCCGCAGUGCCCAUGAUGGGCGGCCCCCUGCUGAGUGCGGUCGCCUCGGACAUCACCCUCAUGACCCUGGGUCGAUUCCUGACGGGAACGGCGAUUGGUCUGUCAUCGGCGCUGGUGCCCACAUACAUCAGCGAGGUCGCCCCCACCCGCAUCCGAGGUACCCUGGGCACCCUCAACCAGCUGACCAUCUGCCUCGGUAUCCUGGGGGCGCUGCUGGUCAAUGUGGUGCUGCCGGCCGCUCAGUGGAGGGCCAUGUUCACUGCAGCCGCGCUGCCCGCGGUGCUGCUGGGGCUGGGUAUGCUUCUGGGUCCUGAGAGCCCUCGCUGGCUGGCCUCGCAGCACCGGGACGCGGAGGCGGCGGAGGCGGCCAGGCGGUUGUGGGGACCGCAGGGCCCGGCAGAGCUGGACACAUCGCGGACCUCUGCAGCGGCGGCGGCGGCGGCGGCGGCUGCUGUGGACGGCAGCUCCCCGGGUACUGCGGUGGCUCAGCCCGGUGGCUUGGCGCUGCUGAGGGGCCCUGCCGCCCGGCCACUGCUGAUCGGGGUGACGCUGUUCGCCUUCCAACAGUUCGCCGGUAUCAAUGCACUUGUGUACUUCUCCUCGUCGGUGUUCCGGCAGGCGGGUGGUUGUGGGGGGUGCAGGGCGGGUGUCAGCAGUGACGCGCUGGCCAGCGCCGCAGUGGGCGCCACCAACGUCCUAGGAACCGUCAUUGCCGCGGGGCUCAUGGACCGGGCGGGGCGCAAGCAGCUUCUGGCAAACAGCUUCCUGGGACAGGCCGCCGCCAUGUUCGCCAUGGCUGCCGGCUUCAGCCUGCCCGCCCUGCAGCCCCAGGCGGGCACCAUCGCGGUGGUGGGCACGCUGGGCUACAUCCUGGCGUUCGCGCUGGGAGCCGGACCCGUGCCCGCGACCAUUGUACCGGAGCUCAACCCGCUCAGCACGCGAGGCAAAGCCGUGUCAGCAGCCUUCGUGAGCCAUUGGGUCUGCAAUGUGGUGGUAGGACAGACCUUCAUGUCUGCCGUACAGUCGUACGGCUUGGCCCCGGUGUAUACCUUCUUCGGGAUCAUGGCACUGGCGGGGGCGUUCUACGUGCGUAGCCAGGUCCCGGAGACCAAGGGCAAAACUCUGGAGCAGAUUGAAGCGGAGCUCCGGGGUGAUGCCAAGUCGGCGUGAGUUGUCCACAGGAAUGGGCAUAUUGUCGUGAUGGGCUGGCGGCCCCAAUGCAUCGCCAUGUGCUUCGGAGAGGAAGAGAAUACGUGCAUAUGCAUAAGUACGAUUGAUCAGCAUGCAUCGCCCUCAUGAGUGGCAUGCAUGCACUUAUACUGGCAACGGCGUGGAUGUCUUGCGUAGUGUUAGGGCAUUUGCACCCCAAGUUUUGAGUCCGUGCAUGUUGGUUAUAUUCUGGCAUACAGGGAUAGAGCUGGACCGCCAUAAGCGUAUCUUGUUGGAAAUACAGCGGUUGAUGGUUUGCGCAGCUUGCGGAGAGAGUUGACGCAGAGAAUACUGUUUCUGUAGAGUACUUUGUUCCCAUUCGAAUUGCUCGAGGAUUUUACUCAAUAUGAGGUUGAACAGUCAAGUGGCAUCUAGGCAUGUAUGGUAAAGGUUGGCCUAUUGUCUACUGCAUUUGCAGCCGCUUCUGUUGUUGAAGGAAUGGCUUGCAAAGGGGCUUGCACUUUUGUGGUGGUGUUGGACCGUUGGCCUUUACAGCUUGUAAGCACUGGUGCUCUGC
Molecule: messenger RNA, 2394 nt
Organism: Volvox carteri f. nagariensis
Lineage: Eukaryota; Viridiplantae; Chlorophyta; Chlorophyceae; Chlamydomonadales; Volvocaceae
Exons: 10
Coding region: 69-1838 (589 amino acids)
Biological process (GO): transmembrane transport; carbohydrate transport
Cellular component (GO): membrane
Molecular function (GO): carbohydrate:proton symporter activity
Source: RefSeq, a predicted model, not a curated record